Molecule: messenger RNA, 1174 nt
Organism: Camellia sinensis
Lineage: Eukaryota; Viridiplantae; Streptophyta; Magnoliopsida; Ericales; Theaceae
Product: Mitochondrial transcription termination factor family protein
Biological process (GO): regulation of DNA-templated transcription
Molecular function (GO): double-stranded DNA binding
Source: RefSeq, a predicted model, not a curated record
AAUAGGAUCAGGUUCUCAAAGCCAAAAGGAGUCCCCUCUCUCUCUCUCUCUCUCUCUCUCUCUCUUUCUCAACCAUGCCUGCACUAGCAGUAGUAGGAGCAGCAGCAGCGGCCAAUUGUUCAUUGUGCUUCUCUUCUCAGCACCCAUCAGCCCAACCACCACCCUCAAAUUCCCAACCAACAAACACAGUAGACUUAUUAGCAGCAAAACCCACCAAAAGCAUUCUUGAGAAACACCCACUCUAUCUACAAACUCAUUCAAACCUCUCCCUCCAAUUCAAAGAGAAGAUCCUAUUCCUAGAGAUCAUGGGUGUUGAUUCAGGUAAAGCACUCUCCCUUAACCCUUCUCUCCACACUACCUCCUUGCAUUCCAUUCACUCAAUCAUUUUCUUCCUCCAAACCAAAGGCAUCCACCAAAAGGACUUGCCUAGGAUUUUUGGCAUGUGCCCUCAAAUCCUCACCUCCAACAUUAAAACCCAACUCAACCCAGUUUUCAAUUUCCUCUCUCAUGACCUUAGAGUCCCAGACCACAAUUUUAGAAGGGUCAUCAACAAGUGCCCAAGAUUGCUGGCUUGUAGUGUGAGGAACCAGCUCAAACCAGCUUUGUUUUAUCUACAGAGACUUGGGUUCAAGGACUUGGAGGCUUUGGCACAUCAAGACUCUGUGUUGUUGGUGUCUAGUGUGGAGAAGACAUUGAUUCCAAAGCUGGAAUACUUGGUGAGCUUGGGGCUGUCAAGGGAUGAAGCAGUGGGGAUGGUUUUGAGGUGCCCAGGGUUGUUUACUUUCAGUGUGGAGAACAAUUUCAAGCCAAAGUAUGAGUAUUAUGAGAAUGAGAUGGAGGGUAGGUUAGAGGAGUUGAAGGAAUUUCCACAGUACUUUGCUUUUAGUUUGGAGAAGAGAAUAAAGCCUAGGCACAUGGAGCUUGUGCAGAGUGGGGUGAAAGUUCCUUUGCCACAAAUGCUUAAGACUACUGAUGAUGAGUUCAGGGAAUUGAUCACAACAAGGCAUGCUACUGGUUGACUAUUAAUGUUGGAUCUUGUCCUCUUUCUCUCUCAUUUUUUUUUUUUUUGAUUAUUUGCUUCUAUUCCAGGGUGUAAUUGUAAAUUUAAACAAUCCAUAUUAUGCUGUAAGGAUGCAUUACUCUAGUUUAAACUAUUGUUUUUAUUUUUUGUUAA